Molecule: messenger RNA, 2477 nt
Organism: Homo sapiens (human)
Lineage: Eukaryota; Metazoa; Chordata; Mammalia; Primates; Hominidae
Gene: MLKL
Product: mixed lineage kinase domain like pseudokinase
Exons: 11
Coding region: 413-1828 (471 amino acids)
Biological process (GO): cell surface receptor signaling pathway; execution phase of necroptosis; necroptotic signaling pathway
Cellular component (GO): nucleus; plasma membrane; cytoplasm
Molecular function (GO): protein kinase binding; ATP binding
Source: RefSeq, marked reviewed
GUGAGCCUGGUGGUUGGCAGCUGGAGCCACGUCGGAGGGGGAAGUGUCGCAGCAUUCUCUGCAGGCAUCACAGACCUGAGGCAGUGGCCUCCGGAGGGCACUGGACAGAAACAGCCAUCCAAGUGGCUGAGUGGAGGGACCCUGCUCAAGUGCAGCUGCAGUGGCCGGGGUUUCCCUCAGGUAGGGAUCGGGGCGCCUUGUCGCCGCCAGCCACGUGUGGCGUCCGGUACAGUCAGCAGAGUGCAGGGUGCGGGCACCAGGAAAGGGGGCGCAGGGGAACUCCCGCGGGCCUCGCGUUUGCAAACUUCUCGCCUGGGCAGGAGGCGGUCGUGGGAAAGAAGGUGGAAGAGCGAGCUUUUUGGAACUGUGCACGGGACAGAUUGGACGCACACCCCUCGGGAGGCGCGAAGGCAUGGAAAAUUUGAAGCAUAUUAUCACCCUUGGCCAGGUCAUCCACAAACGGUGUGAAGAGAUGAAAUACUGCAAGAAACAGUGCCGGCGCCUGGGCCACCGCGUCCUCGGCCUGAUCAAGCCUCUGGAGAUGCUCCAGGACCAAGGAAAGAGGAGCGUGCCCUCUGAGAAGUUAACCACAGCCAUGAACCGCUUCAAGGCUGCCCUGGAGGAGGCUAAUGGGGAGAUAGAAAAGUUCAGCAAUAGAUCCAAUAUCUGCAGGUUUCUAACAGCAAGCCAGGACAAAAUACUCUUCAAGGACGUGAACAGGAAGCUGAGUGAUGUCUGGAAGGAGCUCUCGCUGUUACUUCAGGUUGAGCAACGCAUGCCUGUUUCACCCAUAAGCCAAGGAGCGUCCUGGGCACAGGAAGAUCAGCAGGAUGCAGACGAAGACAGGCGAGCUUUCCAGAUGCUAAGAAGAGAUAAUGAAAAAAUAGAAGCUUCACUGAGACGAUUAGAAAUCAACAUGAAAGAAAUCAAGGAAACUUUGAGGCAGUAUUUACCACCAAAAUGCAUGCAGGAGAUCCCGCAAGAGCAAAUCAAGGAGAUCAAGAAGGAGCAGCUUUCAGGAUCCCCGUGGAUUCUGCUAAGGGAAAAUGAAGUCAGCACACUUUAUAAAGGAGAAUACCACAGAGCUCCAGUGGCCAUAAAAGUAUUCAAAAAACUCCAGGCUGGCAGCAUUGCAAUAGUGAGGCAGACUUUCAAUAAGGAGAUCAAAACCAUGAAGAAAUUCGAAUCUCCCAACAUCCUGCGUAUAUUUGGGAUUUGCAUUGAUGAAACAGUGACUCCGCCUCAAUUCUCCAUUGUCAUGGAGUACUGUGAACUCGGGACCCUGAGGGAGCUGUUGGAUAGGGAAAAAGACCUCACACUUGGCAAGCGCAUGGUCCUAGUCCUGGGGGCAGCCCGAGGCCUAUACCGGCUACACCAUUCAGAAGCACCUGAACUCCACGGAAAAAUCAGAAGCUCAAACUUCCUGGUAACUCAAGGCUACCAAGUGAAGCUUGCAGGAUUUGAGUUGAGGAAAACACAGACUUCCAUGAGUUUGGGAACUACGAGAGAAAAGACAGACAGAGUCAAAUCUACAGCAUAUCUCUCACCUCAGGAACUGGAAGAUGUAUUUUAUCAAUAUGAUGUAAAGUCUGAAAUAUACAGCUUUGGAAUCGUCCUCUGGGAAAUCGCCACUGGAGAUAUCCCGUUUCAAGGCUGUAAUUCUGAGAAGAUCCGCAAGCUGGUGGCUGUGAAGCGGCAGCAGGAGCCACUGGGUGAAGACUGCCCUUCAGAGCUGCGGGAGAUCAUUGAUGAGUGCCGGGCCCAUGAUCCCUCUGUGCGGCCCUCUGUGGAUGAAAUCUUAAAGAAACUCUCCACCUUUUCUAAGUAGUGUAUCAAAAUCUAAACCAAGGAGUCUCUGGACAAGAAGCUGGGAGAGGCACAAACUGGACAUCUCUCUCUCUCAUAUCCUUCGGCAUUGGGUUAUCUAUGGGUGCAAGGAGUGGGCACGCUUCUCUGUUACAAAUAGAAAACGAUUCCAGUCAUACAGGACACAUCCCACUCCAAAUGAUAUUUCCAAAAACAUACCUCUGACAGUAACUUUGAUAGAUGGUUUGUCAAAUGUAUCUUUCUGGGUAUCCACACCUCUUGGCAAUGAAAUUUGCAGCUCCUCCCUUCCAUAAAUGAAGUCUCUUUCCCCACCAUUUGAAUCUGGGCUGGCACUGUGACUUGAUUUGAUCAAUAGAAUGUGGAAGAAGUGACUGUAUGCCAGUUCCAAGCCUAGGUUUCAAGAGGCCUUAUAAAUGUCUGUUGGAACCUUACCCAGCCAUGAACAUGUUGAGUGAGCAUGCUGGAGAAUGAGAGACCACAUGAAGCAGAAACAUGCUUUCCUAGCUGAAGUCAUACUAGCCCAACCAACAUGGCAGCUAACACAUGAAUGAGGCCAAUCAAGACCAGAAGAACCACUCAAGCAGAUCCCAGCCCAAAUUGCCCAUUCACACAAUCAGGAGCUAAAUAAAUUACUGUUGUCUUAACACUAA